AUGACUUCUCUCUCAGAAUACGUGUCUCACGUGAAGGAGACCCAGAAGUCCAUCUGUUACAUCACUGGUGAGAGCAAAGAGGAGGUUAACUCUGCUUUGUGGGAGCACGUGUGUAAGCGUGGCUUUGAGGUGGUGUACAUGAUGGAGCCCAGUGAUGAGCACUGUGUGCAGCAGCUCACGGAGUUUGAUGGGAAGAGUCUGGUCUCCGUGACCAAGGAGGGCCUGGAGCUGCCUGAGCACAAGGAGGAGAAGAAGAAGAUGGAGGAGAGCAAGGCCAAGUUUGAGAACCUCUGCAAACUCAUGAAAGAGAUCUUGGAUAAGAAGGUGGAGAAGGCGACGAUCUCCCAACAGGAGAUCAUGUCUUCACCCUGCUGCACUGACCUGGUGGUGCUGCUGUUUGAAACUGCACUGCUCUCCUCUGGCUUCUCGCUUGAGCAUCCCCAGACCCACUCCAACCAUAUCUACUGCAUAAUCAAGCUUGGCCUGGGCAUUGAUGAAGACGAGGUGACGGCAGAGGAGCCCAGUGCUGCUGUUUCUGAUGAGAUUCCCCGCCUUGAGGGUGACGAGGAUGCCUCUCACAUGAAAGAAGUAGAUUAG
Molecule: messenger RNA, 597 nt
Organism: Rangifer tarandus platyrhynchus (Svalbard reindeer)
Lineage: Eukaryota; Metazoa; Chordata; Mammalia; Artiodactyla; Cervidae
Source: the annotation of a GenBank genome assembly